CUUUAAUCUAGAACUUCCUUAGCCGUUCCAUCGAUGCCGAGCGUCAACUAUUAAUUUGGUCUCUUCUUUCUUCCAAUUUUGAGGGAGAGAGAGUUGGAGAGGCGAGAGAGAUGGUUCGUUGGACCGCGACUCGAUCGGAGUCGGAGGAGGAGUUGGAGAGAGAGGAGAGCGGUGGGAGACGACAGGCGGAGGAGGGGGAGGGGAGAUGGGAAAGGAUGCUUCCGGAGAUUCUGGGGGAGAUCGUGAGGCGGGUGGAUGCCGGCGGGGAGCGGUGGCCGCAGAGGAAGGACAUCGUGGCCUACGCCGGCGUCUGCCGUAGGUGGAGAGAUUCCGCUUGCGGCAUCGUCCGACAACUGUGCGAGACCGGCAGCAUCACCUUCCCAUCUUCGCUCAAAGAGCCUGGACCGAGGGACUCUCCAGUACAAUGCUUGAUCAGACGGAACAAGGACAACUCCGCAUACUAUCUCUAUCUCGGCCUUACAGAAUCUUUUACAGAUAAGGGAAAGUUUCUUUUAGCAGCACGACAGUUUAAGCGUGGGGCUCACACUGAGUAUAUUAUCUCUCUGGAUGCUGAUGAUCUGUCUCAAGGAAAUAAUGCAUACAUGGGGAAAUUAAGGUCAAAUAUUUUGGGCACAAAGUUUAAAAUCUAUGAUAGUCAACCUCCAUACAAUGGUGCAAAGGUGUCAAGUAGCCGAGCAAGCAGACGGUUUGCGAGCAAGCAAAUCAGCCCUCAGGUCCCUGCUGGCAACUUUGUUAUCGGGCGUGUAUCUUACAAAUUUAACCUUCUGAAAAGAGGGCCUAGAAGGAUGCACUGCACUCUGCAAUGUCCUUCAGCAAAAGACAUGACAGGGGAGGGAGAUUCACUAAAGCCCAAGGUACACACCCCAGGGACUACCAUUCUCAAGAACAAAGCUCCCCGGUGGCACGAACACCUGCAAUGCUGGUGCUUGAACUUCCAUGGCCGGGUCACAGUGGCCUCGGUCAAGAACUUCCAGUUGGUGGCGACUGAAGACGCAAGCCAACCUUCAGGGAUCGGAGAUGAGGAGACAGUGCUGCUACAAUUCGGUAAGGUGGGGGAUGACACCUUCACUAUGGAUUACCGCCAGCCACUGUCAGCUUUCCAAGCCUUCGCCAUCUGCCUCACUAGCUUUGGAACAAAAUUUGCUUGUGAAUAAGACUAACGUUAGGUUCUUCAUCGAGGCAGAGACAAUGGACGUUACUUUCUUCGCAAAUAUGCCUUCAGACACCAAACUCUUGUUGGUUGCAGUCCGAACCGUCAGUCCAUUCGAGAAGAAACGAUACAAGUUUGGCUUGUGAUUAAAGAAAAAAAACCUUAAGCAGUUUAGAUACAAGAGUUAUUGUGUUAAGUGUGCAAUUUGUGGUGGAAUGGGCGAAACAAUUACGUGUUUAUUUUCUGAGUCAUAUUUAAUAAUGUUGUUAGCAAGCUAAUUACGUCCUGUAGAAUGGGGGACAGAUGAUGUAUGAUCAACCAUAAUACUGCCUCUAGUUACUUGUCCGUGAGUUGGGUUGUUGAUAUUCAUUCAUUAUAAUAAUAAUUUAUUUGAUAGUUA
Zingiber officinale is the source of this 1571-nucleotide messenger RNA. Its product is annotated as tubby-like F-box protein 1. The coding region runs from base 111 to 1175 and encodes 354 amino acids. Lineage: Eukaryota; Viridiplantae; Streptophyta; Magnoliopsida; Zingiberales; Zingiberaceae. The record is from RefSeq and is a predicted model, not a curated record. The transcript is spliced from 4 exons.